CAAGACACUAUGGAUAAAUAAGACAUCUCUUCCGCUCAAUAGAUUACUAUGCAUCUCGAAUUCAAUGCGUUUAUCCAUUUCUGAGUUUCACAAAUACAACGGAGGAUGCAAAUGUAGGGUUGUUGGGAGAAUAGAUGAUAUUGAUAAAGUAAAUAGUUCUAAUUCCGUAUUGGCGCAUAUCAAAAUUAAGGAUAUAAGUGGGUCAUUAAGUGUUGGACUAUCUCACAAGCAAAUAUGUUUUAUAUUACAAAAGUCCACUCUUGAUCUACCAACACGAACUGAAGAGGUUAAAUACAUGGACAACAUACGAACCAAACUGUUCUCUCAUAUUGGAGAUGCAUAUGUUUUCGUACUUGAAGCGACAUUGCUAUGUUUUAAAUCUAAAGUUCAUAAAGUUGUGGAUGUUACACACGUUUACUGGGCGGAAGAGUGUGCUUAUCAAUUUACUUGCAAGUUGCCUACUUAUAGCUAA
Molecule: messenger RNA, 472 nt
Organism: Beta vulgaris subsp. vulgaris (sugar beet)
Lineage: Eukaryota; Viridiplantae; Streptophyta; Magnoliopsida; Caryophyllales; Amaranthaceae
Exons: 3
Coding region: 65-472 (135 amino acids)
Source: RefSeq, a predicted model, not a curated record